Molecule: messenger RNA, 1179 nt
Organism: Prunus dulcis (almond)
Lineage: Eukaryota; Viridiplantae; Streptophyta; Magnoliopsida; Rosales; Rosaceae
Product: caffeic acid 3-O-methyltransferase-like
Exons: 4
Coding region: 26-1126 (366 amino acids)
Biological process (GO): methylation
Molecular function (GO): S-adenosylmethionine-dependent methyltransferase activity; protein dimerization activity; O-methyltransferase activity
Source: RefSeq, a predicted model, not a curated record
AAACCCUACAAACCAACAUACCAACAUGAAGGAAAAACAGGUGACAAAAAUGGCCACCAAUGAAGAAGAGGAAAUUCACUCUCAAUAUGCUAUGCAAUUAGCAAGCGCAUCACUUGUGCCUAUGGUGCUCAAAGCAACCAUAGAGCUUGGAGUGUUUGACAUACUGCACAGAGCUGGCCCUGGAGCCCUGCUUUCAGCCACCCAAAUAGCAUCUCAGCUUCCCUCUAACAACAACCCAGGUGCCGAUUUGGUUCUUGAUCGUAUGCUUCGCCUUCUGUCUGCUUACUCUGUUCUCGCUUGCUCUGUCACCUCACACCAAACUGAUGGGGAGGCUCUCAGGCUUUAUGGGCUGUCACCUGUCUCCAAAUAUUUCAUCAAAAACCAAGAUGGUGUGUCAUUGGCACCUUUACUAUAUUUGUGCAAUGACAAGGUCACCAUAGAUAGCUGGUUCCAUUUGAAAGAUGCAGUUUUGGAAGGAGGGCUUCCAUUUAGCCAGGCCUAUGGAAUGAAUGUGGUGGAGUACGUUGGGAAGGAUGAAAGAUUUCGGGGAGUGUUCAAGGACUCAAUGAAAGAGUUCAACCCCAUUUUUAUGAAGAAGAUUUUGGAGACUUAUAAGGGUUUUGUAGGUCUAAAAACACUUGUAGAUGUGGGUGGUGGUGAUGGUACUAUCCUUAACAUGAUAAUCUCCAUGUACCCUGCCAUCAAGGGUUUCAACUAUGAUUUGCCUUCUGUUGUAGAAAAGUCUCCCUCCCAUCCUGGUAUAGAGCACAUUGCAGGAGAUAUGUUCGUAAGGAUUCCGAAAGGAGAUGCCAUUUUCAUGAAGUGGAUGCUACAUGGCUGGGAUGACAAACAUUGCUUGAUGAUACUGAAGAAUUGCUAUGAGGCCUUGCCAGACCAUGGGAAAGUGAUACUGGUGGAUAUGGUGGUACCAGAAGCCCCUGAAACUAGUCUUUCUGCUAGAAGUUUGUUUCAGUUUGAUGUGUACCUGAUGAACACUAAUGCGAUGGGAAAGGAGAGAACAGAGAAAGAAUUAGAAAGUUUGGCAAAAGAAGCAGGGUUUUCAAACAUUCGAGUUGCAUGUUCUGCUUUUACUUUUUCAGUCGUUGAGCUGUUUAAAAACGUGUAAUAUCCAGUUGGAUGUGUUUUAUUUUUCAAUAAUUACUCUUCUUUUCUUUUCAA